CUCGUCGUGGCCGACAGGCUGGACCGGGAGCAGCUGUGCGGCCAGGCCGACACCUGCACGCUCCCCUUCGAGCUGCUGCUGGCCGACCCGCUGCAGUUCUUUCGGGUCGAGGUCACCCUCGAGGAUAUCAAUGACCAUUCACCCAGAUUUCCCCAUCAACGGGUCACUUUUACAAUCCCCGAAACGAGCGACCUGGGCUCUCGUUUCCCACUGGAAGCUGCUCGAGAUCCUGAUAUUGGCAGCAACAGUGUCCAGGCAUACAGCAUCGCGCCCGAGAAAGACUAUUUUAGUGUGUCCUUUGGCAGUAGGAGUAAUGGGGACAAAUACGUUGAACUUGUUUUGGAAAAAACCCUAGACAGAGAGGAGCAGGCAGAGAUGGAUUUCAGUGUGAUUGCUGUGGAUGGGGGCUCUCCACCCAGGAGUGGGACCACCCAAAUUCACAUUACAGUUCUGGAUGCAAAUGACAACGCUCCCGUCUUCACACAGGAUCGUUACACUGGGCAGGUUCUGGAAAACACACCGGAGGGUUCUGUGGUUUUGAGUGUGUUGGCGGCAGAUCUGGAUGCAGGACCUAAUGGGGACAUCUCCUAUCAGUUCAGUGAAGGAGUCAUUGACAGCGAGUCAGUAUUUGAGAUUGAUCCCAAGAGUGGUGAAAUUAAACUCAGAAAGCCUCUGGACUUUGAGGUAGCACAGACUCAUGAGCUCAGUGUAAGGGCCACAGAUGGUGGGGGGCUCUCGGCAAUCUGCAAAGUAUUAGUGGAGGUGUUGGAUGUGAAUGACAAUGCACCCGAGCUGCUGGUCAGUUCCUUCAGCAGUCCCCUCCCCGAGAACUCCGCGCCUGGCACGGUGGUUGCCCUCUUUACUGUCAGGGACCGAGAUGCCGGUGCCAACGGCAAGGUGUCCUGUGCCCUCGACCAUCAGCUCUUCUUCUCCCUGCGGCCAGCCUAUAAGAAUUACUACGAGCUGGUGACUGUGAGGGCGCUGGACCGGGAGGACACGGCUCAGCACAUCCUCACUGUGACAGCAGCAGACGCGGGGUCCCCUCCUCUCACAAGCACCCACAAUGUGAGCGUUACUAUCCAGGAUAUCAAUGACAACGCGCCGCGGUUUAACAAAGAAUUUGUUACCAUAGAAAUGAUCGAGUCGACGCCUCCUGGGAGCAGGUUCGCAUUGGGCAGUGGCAGAGACCCCGACAUUGGGGCAAACUCAUUACAAAAGUACGAACUUACCCCCAGUCCACUCUUCUCCCUCUUAGUGAGGGAGAGUCCUGAUGGGACGAAACACGCGGAAUUAGUACUGGAGAAAAACUUGGAUCGAGAAAAACAGAGAAAUCACCAUCUGAUACUGACGGCGCUGGAUGGUGGGGAUCCAGUCCGAUCUGGGACAGCGCAGAUUAAUAUUAACGUGACUGACGCAAAUGACAACCCACCAGUAUUCACCAAGGAGAUCUACAAGGUUCAACUGAUGGAAAACCUACCAGAGGGCUCCUUAGCUUUUCAGGUGAAAGCUACUGACAGUGAUGAAGGUACAAAUGCAGAAAUUGCCUACUUUUUCAGUGACAUCACAGACAGUGCUCGCCAGCUCUUCUCUCUAGACCCCAGGACAGGGGAUGUGAAGGUUACAGGCCCCAUAGAUUAUGAAGAAGGGAAAUAUUAUGAAGCAACUGUUGAAGGCAAGGAUGGUGGUGGGCUCACUGCCCACGCCAAAGUACACAUAGACAUUGCAGACAUAAAUGAUAAUGCCCCAACCCUUUCCCUUCUGCCUGUCUUAAAUCCGAUACCCGAAGACUCAGUCCCGAGCACAGUUGUAGCUGUGAUCAAUGUCCGUGACAGAGAUUCGGGAGAAAAUGGAGAAGUGAGCUGUAACAUGGACGGAAAUCUGCCUUUCAGAUUAGAAAUGUCAUCGGAGAACACCUAUAAACUAGUAAUAGCCAGUGCCCUGGACAGAGAAGCAGUGUCCUCUUACAAUAUUACCAUCACUGCAAGGGACCGGGGCAGGCCGGCGCUGUCGAGCGCGGCGGAGCUGGUGCUGGAGGUGUCGGACGUGAACGACAACGCGCCGGUGUUCGAGGAGGCGGCGUACAGCGCGUACGUGCGGGAGAACAACGCGGCGGGCGCGCUGGUGGUGCGCGUGAGCGCGCGGGACGCGGACGCGGGCGCCAACGGGCGCCGCUUCUCGCUGGCCGGCGCCGCCUUCCCGCCCGACUUCUGCGAGGGCACCUUGCCCUACUCCUACAACCUGUGCGUGGCCGCGCCGGCCCGCGCCGCCGCCGAGGCCGCUUGGCCGCCGCCGCCGCUGCCCAUCCUGCCCGCCGAGGAGCUUCUGGCCGGGGAGCCCUGUGACAAGCCGAGCCCGAGCAGCAGCGCCGUCGCGGGAGAGCCGCCCACAGACACCGGCGCACCACAGGCCGUCUCCUGCCUCUUCCUCGCCUUCCUGCUGCUGCUGCUGGCGCUGCGCCUCAGGCGCUGGCGCCGCUCGCAGCAGCAGCAGCAGCUGCUGGCCACGGCCGGCGCCGCCUUGCGCGGCGUGCCUGCCACGCACUUCGUGGGCAUCGACGGCGUCCGCGCCUUCCUGCACUCCUACUCGCACGACGCGUCUCUCACGGCCGACUCGCGCAAGAGCCACCUGCGCUUCUCGGCCGCCAGCUGCUGCGACACCCUCCCGGCGCGCCCGCCGCCCGACGAGCCCGCACCGCUGCUCGGAGAGGAGGAACCUGCCGGCGACCGUCCCGCGGACCCCGCUGCUCCUCCAGCGGCUGCAGUGCUGCGGCGGCGCCUCCGGGUGUCGCUGUUGGCCGCCGCCGAGCGGCGCUGGAGCCGCAGCCGCCGCCGCCGCAGCGUCCUGCCCCCGCAGGCUGCUCGCUCGCCCGGCCAGUGGCGGCCAGAGCGGCAGCGGCACGGGCAGCAGAG
Empidonax traillii (willow flycatcher) is the source of this 2909-nucleotide messenger RNA. RefSeq names its product protocadherin beta-15-like. Gene Ontology annotation, molecular function: calcium ion binding. The transcript has 5 exons. Gene Ontology annotation, biological process: homophilic cell-cell adhesion. Gene Ontology annotation, cellular component: plasma membrane. The record is from RefSeq and is a predicted model, not a curated record. NCBI's taxonomy places the organism in Eukaryota, Metazoa, Chordata, Aves, Passeriformes, Tyrannidae. The annotation marks the transcript as partial.